This is a messenger RNA of Meloidogyne enterolobii, 683 nucleotides long. NCBI's taxonomy places the organism in Eukaryota, Metazoa, Nematoda, Chromadorea, Rhabditida, Meloidogynidae. The record is from the annotation of a GenBank genome assembly.
AUGGAUAUUUUUGUGCUUGGAUCUUGUCCUCAACACGAGCGUUUAGUAGUUCAUCCCCAUACACUUUAUGUUCACUCAUACAAAACACCUACAUUCUGUGAUUUUUGUGGGGAAUUACUUUUUGGACUAGUCAAACAAGGAUUGAAAUGUCAAGGUUGCGGUUUAAACUAUCACAAGCGGUGUGCCUCCAAAAUUCCAAACAAUUGUAGCGGUAGUAGACAACGUAGACCUUCGGCUAUACCUUUGUCACCCCGAAAUUCAGUUGGAUUUCAAUCACCAAUUUUUGGUAGCGGCAACAUUUCUUCCCAAGCAUUAAAUGGCCUUUCUACUACUCUCCCACCUAGAGCAUCAUUUUCCUCGGCAUCUUUUACAGAAACUUCAAGUGUUGUUUCUUCUAUAUUUCCUUGUACAACUUGCAAUAAUAAUUUUAAAAAUUUAUCAACAAUAUCAACAAAUUCUAAUAAUUCAAAUAUUAAAAAUCAAAAAGAAGAAAAAGGAGGGGGAGGGGGAGGAGGAACACAACAACAACAACAACCAGCUAUUUGUGUUACUAGUGAACGGUCUUUGGAUGAUGGAGAUCCGAUUGGAGGAAAUGUUUGUAGUUUUUUUUUCAAUUAAAUUUUGAAUCACAAAAUUUUCCAAGUUUAUUUUAAAUCCUUCCAAACUUUUUAAUUUUACUUUUU